AUGAGUCCCCACGACAAUGGAGUCACGGCGGCCAGCGACGUGAGCAACGGCACGCCAGACGCCGGCGCCAUCAUGCAAAACGCGUUCUCCACCGGGCCCAAGGGCCUGGCACACUAUGCAGACCUGCGCGCCAUCGAAUCCGGGCGGUUCCAUGCUCUUGCCGAGGAUCCAUGGGCCGAUCAUGACGCCCUCAACGCGAGAGAGCCACCUCUCAAGGACGGCGACAAGGCGAAAGUGGUCAUCCUUGGCGGAGGCUUCGGUGCGCUUCUUGCUGCAGUCAGACUCAUCCAGCAAGGGUUUGACGCCGACGAGAUCCGAUUCGUAGACUCGGCGGGUGGUUUUGGAGGUACUUGGUAUUGGAAUCGGUAUCCAGGUCUGCAUUGCGAUGUAGAAUCAUACAUCUAUCUGCCAUUCUUGGAAGAGACAGGCUACGUGCCGACGAAGAAGUACUCACCGGGGCACGAGAUCUUGGAGCACUCAGAGAGGAUCGUAAAGCAUUGGAAUCUCGCGGACAAGGGCCUCUUCAGGACCCAGGUCUCGGACCUGAAAUGGAAUGAGAGUGGCAGGACGUGGACAGUCAGCUUGACCGAGAACCGAGGGCCAGGCCAAUCUCCCCGAGACCUGGAAGUGGAAGCGCAGUACUUUAUCGUUGCAUGCGGCGUGUUGUCACGGCCACAGGUUCCUAAGAUUCCUGGGCUCGAGUCCUUCGCCGGAGACAUGUUCCACAUCCCGCUGGGACUGGAGUGCGUCAUUGGCACCGGCGCAACCGGGAUCCAGGUGGUGCCCAGCCUUGCAAAAUACGCCAAAGAGCUGUACGUUUUCCAACGAACUCCGUCGGCCGUCCACCGGCGCGACCAGCGGGCCACAGACCCGCACGAGUGGAAGACACAGAUCGCCAAUAAGAAGGGCUGGCAGGAGGAGCGGACACUCAACUUCACCUCGUACGUGUGCAGGAACGACGGCCCCGACGCGCUCAACCUGGUCGGCGACGAGUGGUCGAGAAUCGAUUCGUACCACGCCCAGCUCGGGUCCACUCGCAAGCCUCCUGUCGAGCCAACGCCCGAGGCCAUCGGAGCCCACAUCGCCGAGUUCGUAGGCCUGGAUCUCCCUCAUGGGGAGGCCACACGCAAGAGGGUCGACGACAUCGUCAGGGACAAGGAAACGGCAGCCAAGCUCAAGCCGUGGUACCCCUCCUGGUGCAAGCGCCCGACCUUCAGCGACGAGUACCUGCAGGCCUUCAACCUGCCCAACGUGCACCUCGUCGACACGGAUGGGCGCGGCGUCGAGUCGGCCACCGAGAAGGGCCUGGUGUUCGGCGGCAAGGAGUACCCGCUGGACGUGCUGGUCCUGUCUACCGGCUUCACGUCCCCGUCCGCCGGGAACGGAGACCCGGCUCUCCGUUCGGGGAUCCGCGUCUCGGGUCGCGGUGGUUUGGUAUUCCAGGACAAGUGGAAGGCGCGAGGAGCGACGACUUUGCACGGCAUUCUCAGCCACGACUUUCCCAACCUGUUCUUCCUCAGUCCCCUGCAGGCGGGAAGUGCCCCGAACAACGUCCACAUGCUGGAUGUGCAGGCCCGGCACAUUGGUUACAUCCUGGGCCAGGCAAAGAGCAGGAACGCGGCGACCGUUGAGGCGUCGGCGGAGAGCGAGGAGGCCUGGAGCCUCAUGUGCAUGUCUGGUGCGGCGUGGUAUGCGCCUAUCCCGAUGUGCACGCCUGGGUACAUGACGAGGGAGGGAGAGGGCUUUGGCAAGCAGCCGGAACCUGCAGAAGCGAUGAAGCUGGCUCGGGCAUCGCCCUUGUCGGGAGGGUUGAUAAGUUACGACGCGAUCCUGACCGAAUGGAGGGAGAAGGGCGAUUUGGCUGGAGUGGUCGUCGAGCAAUGA
Messenger RNA from Diaporthe citri, 1884 nucleotides. RefSeq lists its product as uncharacterized. Bases 1 to 1884 code for a protein of 627 amino acids. The record is from RefSeq and is a predicted model, not a curated record. The transcript has 4 exons. Lineage: Eukaryota; Fungi; Ascomycota; Sordariomycetes; Diaporthales; Diaporthaceae.